Vespa crabro (European hornet) is the source of this 2415-nucleotide messenger RNA. It is a transcript of the gene DCP2, whose product is annotated as m7GpppN-mRNA hydrolase. The record is from RefSeq and is a predicted model, not a curated record. Gene Ontology annotation, molecular function: RNA binding; 5'-(N(7)-methylguanosine 5'-triphospho)-[mRNA] hydrolase activity; manganese ion binding. NCBI's taxonomy places the organism in Eukaryota, Metazoa, Arthropoda, Insecta, Hymenoptera, Vespidae. Gene Ontology annotation, cellular component: P-body; cytoplasm. The coding region runs from base 310 to 1653 and encodes 447 amino acids. Gene Ontology annotation, biological process: nuclear-transcribed mRNA catabolic process, nonsense-mediated decay; deadenylation-dependent decapping of nuclear-transcribed mRNA. The transcript is spliced from 5 exons.
GGAAAUAUUAGGAGUAUAAAGAAGUUAUUCAACAUUACAAUGAAUUAUUCUCUUGCUUGAAAACUUCUUUCACAAAUUACGAGUAUAUGCUUAUUUUCAUGCAGAUAUCAGUCAUUUAAUACACGAUGCGUGCGCAUAUACAUGAAGUUUUCUGCGAUUAAAAUAAUUCUUUGUACGUACUUUAAAUGUUACCGAAAAUGCUUAUGUUUUUAUUUUAAAGUUUGCUCUAAACCAAGAAGUGCAUCAUUAUAAUUGAGAAUUAGUUCUUUGUUUAUUACAAUAUUUCAAGCAGAGAACGUCAAUCGUAAAAUGGUUGAACAUUCAAUUCCUUCCGAUAUUCUCGAUGACCUUAGUAGCCGGUUUAUUAUUAAUGUACCUGAAGAAGAAAGGAAAGAUUUAGUUCGAAUAUGCUUUCAAAUAGAACUUGCUCAUUGGUUUUACUUAGAUUUUUAUUGCAUAGAAGAAAAUCCAAAAUUAAAAACAUGUAGUAUGAAGGAAUUCGCUACACAUAUUUUUCAACACAUUCCAUUUUUAAAGCCACAUGUUGCAAAUAUAGAUACGGUUUUAGAACAAUGGAGAGAAUAUAAACAAAAUGUGCCAACAUUUGGAGCAAUUGUUUUAAACGAAGACUUAACAAAAGUAUUAUUAGUACAAAGUUAUUGGGCUAAAAGUAGUUGGGGCUUUCCAAAAGGCAAAGUAAAUGAAGAUGAAGAUCCUUCACAUUGUGCUGUUCGAGAAGUAUUGGAAGAAACUGGCUUUGAUAUAUCAAAUUUAAUAGAUAAAGACGAAUAUAUAGAAUCUGUUAUAAAUGACCAAAUUGUUCGAUUAUAUAUAAUAUCAGGUGUACAAAAAGAUACCAAGUUUCAACCUAAAACUAGAAAAGAAAUAAAGAAUGUUGAAUGGUUUUCACUGGCUGAUUUGCCUAGCAAUAAAAAAGAUAUGACACCCAAAGUAAAGAUGGGAGUUGGACCAAAUGCAUUUUUUAUGGUUGUUCCGUUUGUAAAGAAAAUGAAACGUUGGGUACAAGAGAAGCAACAGCGUGAAAAAAAUUUAAUUACAAGGAGACAUAGGCAUAAAUCAUUGGGGGAUGUUGAAUCAAUUUCUAAAAGUAAACGGCAACAACAGUUAUUUUCUCAAACGGUUCAAAAUGAGGUCCUAGAUUUUAAAAGCGUUCGACAAUCAAAUACUUCACCAGCUAGAAGUCGUCGUAGCUUAUACGAUAAUAAAAAUGCCUUAUCAAAAGCAGCAUUUAAGCGUAAUUUGUUUGGUGAACAAAGUGGCGAUCGUUCGCCAUUUACUUUAGCUAAACAGUUGACAGAUAGUCCACAGGGUCAACAGUCAUAUUCAUUUUUAAAUGACCCUGCCAUUCAAUCGGUUAAAUGUAAUGAUUUUAAUUAUAAAGGAAGAAAAUCUGAAGAAGGAAUUAAAGGUUUACCAGAAGGAAAUAUCAAAUCAUUAUUAUUUGGCGAAGCUGCUCGUAAAUUAAAAACGGAUUUUAAAGCAAUACCUUCUCCAUUUACGAGUAUGGAAUGUAGUAUUCCAACGUUUCCACCACCAAUUCGCUUUAGGUUACAUGAAUAUUCAUCAGAAUUGUGUUCUAAAAUUUGGAUACAUUUUAAAUUUGAUAAACAGGCAAUUCUGAAUUGUUUGUAAAAUAGAAACAAUAAUUAUAUCGCGUAGACCAAAAAGAGUUUAAACUAAUGGGUAAAUCCGAUAUUGCAGUCUACUCUUUACAAGUAUAUUUUCUCUUGAAAGCAUAUUUCUAAGCAUAAGACAUAAAUGAUCCGUGUAUAAAAACUUUGAUAUAUUCUGUAGAUAAUAUUAUUGUAAUGGAUGGUAUUUCGUGUAGAUAUAUACUUACAAAAUAGUAUUUCCUGAAAUAGUCUUACAAAACAUAUCUCAAAGCAAUUUGCAUAAAUUUUGAUUAUAUUAAAUUUAUCAUCAUAUGGCAUAUUUAUUUACAGUAGUGCAAUAAAUUAAUACCUUCUUAACUUUUUAUUUUGACAAUGUAUACUUUAUAUAAUUUGGAGCUAUAUUUUCAGUACUAUACAAAUAGUAAUAAAUGUAUAUUCUUUGAAUUGCAUCACAUGAAAAAUGUUCAAGUUCGCAUACAUAAAAAUACGAUGGAGCAGUAUUUGAUAUUGUCUUUAACUAUUUUUGAAGUUUUCGUAUAGUUUUUUUAUUACAUACAACAAAGAAGUUGUUGUUUUGUACAAGUUUACGUCAAGACAAUUAUCGUUGGAAUAAUAAUAUAACUUAGGUAGAUUUUUAUUUUAACUAAAUGUUAUCAUAAUCCAUUUUAAUGUCAAAAUAUCAGUAAGGUAUAUAUGUUGUACGAUCACACCUAAGAUCCUUACGUUGCUUAAUAAUUUUUGUAUUUACUAAUAAAAUAUACUAAAGUAUUUUGUAAACGAA